This is a messenger RNA of Colletotrichum orchidophilum, 1725 nucleotides long. RefSeq lists its product as uncharacterized. NCBI's taxonomy places the organism in Eukaryota, Fungi, Ascomycota, Sordariomycetes, Glomerellales, Glomerellaceae. The record is from RefSeq and is a predicted model, not a curated record. The transcript has a single exon. Gene Ontology annotation, molecular function: oxidoreductase activity. The coding region runs from base 1 to 1725 and encodes 574 amino acids.
AUGACAACACCCAUUGAAGUCGAUGCCCUCGUCGUAGGAGCUGGUUUUGGCGGUAUCUACGCAACAUACCGCCUAAGCCGUAUGCAACCGCGGAUGAAAGUCCAAACCAUUGACAUGGCUGGCGAUGUCGGGGGAACAUGGUACUGGAACAGGUAUCCUGGUGCCAUGAGUGACACAGAAAGCUACCUGUAUCGAUACUCCUGGGACAAGGACGACCUGAAGACGUACCCUUGGUCGCAACACUACGUCUACCAGCCCGAGAUCCUAAGGUACCUGCAGCACGUUGUAGAGAAGCAUGAUUUGCGAAAGUACAUGUUGUUCAACUGCGAAAUGCAGUCGGCGUCGUGGGACGAAACCCUAGAGCGCUGGCGGGUUGAGUGCUCCUCCACGGGAAUCAACUCCACAGGGACCGUCUACCACGCUCGAUACCUCGUCAACUCUCUAGGGGUCCUGUCCAAGGCGAAUUAUCCAGACAUACCUGGCCUGAGAAGUUACGACGGCAUCACAUGUCACACAGCAAAGUGGGAUAACAACAUUGAGCUAAAGGGAAAGAAGGUUGGCAUCAUCGGCAGCGGUUCCACCGGUGUCCAAGUUAUGACGGCAAUUGCGCCCAUCGUCGGAAAACUGACUCUAUUCCAACGACGCGCACAAUACUCGGUGCCCAGUGGACAAGGACCAGUGGACCCUAGCUACCGGCAAAAAAUCAACGCAGACUAUGACAAGAUCUGGGACAACGUCUGGUCGUCGUCUGUCGGAUUCGGAGUCCCGGAGUCAACUCGCAAGACGAUGGACGCAACGCCCGAAGAGAGAAAGCAGGCCUUUGAGGAGGUGUGGUCUCGGGGCAACGGGUUCCGCUUCAUGUUUAGUGCCCUUCGCGAUUUAGUCACCGACGAGGAGGCCAACAAUGCUGCCUGCGACUUUAUACGCGGCAAAAUCGACGAGAUCGUCACGGACCCUCGCAAGGCGCACAUCUUGAAGCCCCAGGAACUGUACGCCCGACGCCCGCUCUGCGACUUUGGAUACUACCAAAUCUUCAACCGCGACAACGUCGACAUUGUUGACCUCCAGGCCAACGCCAUCAUUCGUCUAGUCCCCCAAGGCGUUGAGCUGGCCGACGGCACCGUCCACGACGUCGACGUCCUUAUCUUCGCCACGGGUUUCGAGGCAGUCGACGGCAGCUACACGAGAAUCCGCGGCGGGGUGACUGGCCGGAACGGCAGGACACUGAAAGACCACUGGAGUGACGGUAGCAGAGCCUACGGUGCCGUCACUUGCGCCGGGUUCCCCAACAUGUUUCUCAUUUCUGGACCGCAGAGCCCCUUUGCCAAUUUCCCUCCAGUCGUGGAGUGCGAAGUUAACUUCAUCAUGUCGGUGAUACAGCAUGCCGAGGGCGUUGUCCAACAGACAAAAUCAGAAAAAGAUGACGAGGCUGGCAAGCUGGGCGACGGACCGAUUCAAAGUCCACGUAGGCGUGCAAUCAUGGAGGCAAAGGAGGAAGCCGAGGCGGAUUGGGUGGAGCUGUGCAACAGCAUGUUGAAAGGGUCAUUGUUCGCCAAAACUCCAAGCUGGAUUCUGGGCCAGAACAUUCCCGGGAAGAAGACGAACACCAACUUCUACUUUGCCGGCCUGCGUCCAUAUCUAAAGUGGGCUGAUGAGGAGGCCUCGGCAGGGUUUCCCGGGUUCACCGAGUCUGCGGUGCAGGGAGACGUCGUCGCCCGCUUGUGA